Molecule: messenger RNA, 1195 nt
Organism: Clupea harengus (Atlantic herring)
Lineage: Eukaryota; Metazoa; Chordata; Actinopteri; Clupeiformes; Clupeidae
Gene: eif1
Product: eukaryotic translation initiation factor 1
Biological process (GO): translational initiation
Molecular function (GO): translation initiation factor activity
Source: RefSeq, a predicted model, not a curated record
AAAUAGCUGUUUUCUUCUUCAGCAACUGAGCAAUCGCCAUUUUGAGAGCAGUGAAUAACUGGUACAUAACCCUGCGGGUGAAGGAAAGCAGAAAACUAGUACAUUUAUUCAAAGAGAAUCAAUUGCUCGACACCCAGUUGUCAUCCGAAAGGAAGGAGAAUCUUAUCGUAUGUCCGCUAUCCAGAACCUCAAUACUUUUGACCCCUUUGCUGAUGCAUCUAAGGGUGAUGACCGGCUCCCAUCAGGGACUGAGGAGUACAUCCACAUAAGAAUCCAGCAGCGCAACGGAAGGAAGACGCUGACCACAGUCCAGGGCAUAGCCGAUGACUAUGACAAGAAGAAGCUAGUCAAGGCCUUCAAGAGGAAAUUUGCCUGCAAUGGGACUGUGAUUGAGCAUCCAGAGUAUGGUGAGGUGAUCCAGCUGCAAGGUGACCAGCGUAAGAACAUUUGCCAGUUUUUGACCGAGAUUGGCCUGGCGAAAGAGGAGCAGCUCAAGGUCCACGGAUUCUAGAAGCUGCUGUGACCCUCCCCUCGCUCUCCUCCUCCCUCCUGUCCCGCCCCCUUUCUCCGGGUCCUGGCUCUGAUGUUUAACCCUAUGCUGCAUCCAUCUGCGGCCCUGUAGCUGAUGUUGAUGAUCAUUACCUCCAAAAUGAGACUCUUAUUAAGCUGUGUGGCCCCCUCGACCGGGUCGGUCCAUCAAUGCACACACGGACAGACGGCUUCACAAAUGAUACGGGACGAGUGGUGACCUUUUUUUUUUUUUUCAUUUCUUUUUUAAUUAUUUUCUUUUUAAUUUUAACUCCCCCUCCCCCCUUUUUUCUAAUUUUAGUAAACCUUGUGCCGUUCUCAAGGCACAGUUUCAUGUAACUCUCUUUGUUUUGUACAACCCGUUACAAUAAAACGUUAUGACGCCACCUCUUGGUGUUCUUCUGAUGGUGGGGCUUGGGGGAGGACCUGGUAUGGUAGCUUGUCUGUGUUGAAUAUACCCACUAAAUGAUAGUGCUGUCUUUGGGAUGUGGCCAUGGCCCGUCUCGUUGGUACAUGCUAUGUAGAGUUUCCUUCCACACCUCCACAUACGGCCAGUCCACAUCUUGACUCUCUACUCUUAACUAAAACGUAUUUGAUUUAAAGGUAUAUGCAUCAUUUUCUAAGCUUGUAAGUUUUUUGGUUGGAAUAAACAAUCCCAUAAAAAUUG